Molecule: messenger RNA, 1161 nt
Organism: Scaptodrosophila lebanonensis
Lineage: Eukaryota; Metazoa; Arthropoda; Insecta; Diptera; Drosophilidae
Product: nucleoside diphosphate-linked moiety X motif 19
Exons: 4
Coding region: 18-1073 (351 amino acids)
Cellular component (GO): mitochondrion
Molecular function (GO): hydrolase activity, acting on acid anhydrides, in phosphorus-containing anhydrides
Source: RefSeq, a predicted model, not a curated record
GUUUAGUUACCUCAAUUAUGUCGAAGCAACUACUGAGCAAAGUGCGCCAAUCGGCAAGCUUAAUUCUUUUCGCUAAAAGUAAAGGCGAGGCCGUAACAAGCUACGACUACAAUGUUCUGCUCUUUACCCGCACCUCAAAAUCCAGCUUUAUGCCCGAUUCUUCAGUUUUCCCAGGGGGCGUUUGUGACGCGGCUGAUAGCGCACCUUCUUGGUUAGCCCAUUUUGAACGUUAUGAUGUAAGUGCUCGGAAAUUGCGUGAUUUUUUAAGCAGGAAGGCCGGAGGACCAGCUUCUAAUGGGAUAGACUCCAUAGAUACUGCACUAUCCCUUCGGCUGACUGCCAUACGUGAAACGUUUGAAGAAAUGGGAAUUCUCUUAUGCAGGGACCUUAAAACAUUUUCUAACACAAGUGGCUAUGGACAGUUCCAUGAGCAAUUCGAUGUUACUCAUUGGCAAAAGGAGGUGCACAAUGAUGCAAACAAGUUUCUCACACUCUGCAAGGAAUUGGAGGUGAUACCAGAUAUUUGGUCGCUACAUGAUUGGUCCGCUUGGCGAACGCCCUCAACAUUUACGAAACGCUUUCAAACAGCUUUCUUUUUAACUGCGCUUGAGGCAAAACCCAGCUUGCAUGUCGAACCCAUCGAGGUUAAAGACUAUGCGUGGCGUUCACCAUUGGAAUAUCUCCAGCGAGCGCUGGCUAAGCAGCUUUGGCUGCCACCACCACAGUUCUAUGAGCUCUCUCGUUGUCUCAACUUUAAAACGCUGGAAACGUUGCGGGAAUUUGCGGAGAAACGUGCUGACAAAGGUGUGGUGCUUUUUCAUCCGGUUUUAUUUAAAUGUAGCGAUGGGUGGGUUCAGCUGCUGCCUGGAGACGAAAUGUAUCCCGCCAAUCCAGAUGCUUCUAGUGAAAAAAUUGAGACUGGCUUGAGUAUUGCCGAAUUUCGAGCUCAAGUGCAGGAAUACAAGCCGCUACAUCGCACCGAGCACAAAAACCAACAUGAAAGCCAAUUGUUAAUUAAUUUCGAGCCGGCUGAUGGACAAGUGCAACCAAUUGAUGCACGUAAGUUACUUUAAGUUAAACAUUUGUUUGAUUUAAAAUAUUAUUGGAUCAUAAAAAAGCAAUAGAAGAUGCACAAUUAUUUACAUAUUUAAGUAACUCCAA